Messenger RNA from Sporisorium graminicola, 2085 nucleotides. RefSeq lists its product as uncharacterized. The transcript has a single exon. The coding region runs from base 1 to 2085 and encodes 694 amino acids. Lineage: Eukaryota; Fungi; Basidiomycota; Ustilaginomycetes; Ustilaginales; Ustilaginaceae. The record is from RefSeq and is a predicted model, not a curated record.
AUGUCUAUGCUCUCCACUCGUCUCGUCGGCUCCGAGAAGGACCAGCUCGAGGCUAGCUCCUCUGCUUGCCUUGGCGGAGGACACAACUUCGGUCUAGCCAGCCCGCCGCCUUCUCAGACGACGACUUGCUCCUCAAGGACGUCCUGCUCCUCCUCCUCCUGGGCCCAGACCCCGGCGCCGGAGGAGCUCCUCAAUCAACUCUUGUUCAUGUCUCCUCCCUCGCCAAGCACCAACACUUUCGAAGAUCUCUGGUCAGCCUUGGAUCCCAGUGCUGCCUCCAGUUCUUGCUCGUCGGUCGACCCUCUUGCAAGUGUGCAGGCUUCCUUUCAGGAUCCUUCCCCGUCGGGUGUUGCUGCUUCGGCAUGUCCCGACUAUCUGGUGUCUGCUCCCUCUACCUGGGCAUGGUCGUCUUUCGACGCUUAUUCAUCGUCAAUGCCCUCAUCAUCCACCUUGUCCGGCGCGUCUUCUCCUACCUUGGCCCGCUACACUGCACCCGCUGCCCUUCACGAAUCAGCAACUUUGGCUACGGCCAUGCCUCAGAUCGGGUCAGCGUACACUCAGGCGUGGAGCACAAAUUCGGUCCAACAGUCGAUGGCUCAGCAGCCUUACCAAGCCAACGCCGCCCCGACUCCCGCUCACAUUCAGCCUCCCUGUAGCCAGGAAACUGCCAAGUUCUCAUUUGAACGACGCCAGUGGCCUCAAGUAGAAUCGCUCGCCUCCUGGCUCGACCAAGACAUCUGCCCGGACUUUGCCCUUGACACAUCGGCGCAGACGAGCUGCAGUCACACGCGUGCCAGCUCCCCCAAGCUUGCUCCUCGCUCGCCCUCUCAUCGCUCGCGAUCCUCUAGCUCAGCUUUCACCCUCGUUCCUCUCGUCGACCCACAAGGCUUGCUAUGGGCUGCCGUCAUGAUGAAUGGCAUGGCCAAGGGCUUGGCCAAAGGCGGAGCAGAUUCGAGUACCACUGUUGCCUCUCCGGAGUCUGACCAUUCCACUCUGAACGAAGACGACAGCAGUUGCGAGGCCGAGGCGAUGGAUCAGGCUGAGCCUGCAUACGAGGGUGAUGCGGUGUCACCCAGAAGCCGCGCGCUGUCUCCCGAGUCGGCACCGUACGCAUUUGAGUCACUGGCAGCGCUCAACGCUGCGGGUCUCGGCACGGGGCGCGCGCCAAACUGGCUCAUUCCAGGCCACCUUAUGGACCUCCAGCAGAACCUGCUUGCCGCUAGACACGCCAUGUUUGGCAGGUCUCGGCAUGGCGACAAGCCGCGUCCGUCGACCUCAUCAGGGACAAGCCAUGGUGCUUUUCGCAAACAGAAGCUGGAUGCCGUCUUCGCUUCUGCGGCGCGCAGGAGGUCGUAUCCUGCCGAGCAUCGCGAGCGCCGAAGCCGAAGUUCUUCUGCUGCUUCCGAGUCCAAGCCUGACAGCGAAGCCAAGAAUCCCGCCGUUGCGCCGGGCUUGGACAAGACGCUUUGCAUGACCAAGCUGUCACAGACUGUGCCGUCCAGUCAAGCGCCCUCUCGCCCUCGACCUUCUGCCUCUGGUAGCGCCAGUGCCAGUAACAGCUCCACGGCCGAGUUUUCGGUUACAGACUCGAUUGUGCUCCGCCCACGCCCUGGAACGGAUGAUGUCGAGAUCGCCUAUCCUUGCACCUCAAAUUCACUUCAAGACACGCAGAAGAAUCCUGGCCCACCGCUGGACCAGGACUCGAACGGCCAAGAGGCGGUGGAGCAGGUUCAGAACCUCUUCCCCUCGGACCUCUACGCUUCCCGUUUCACUCGUCGUGGCAAGUACGGCCGAGAAGGUUGGUGCUCUCUGUGCCCCCAGGGAGAGUGGUACUCAAUGAAGCGCAGCCAGUACCUCUACCACAUGCAGUUCGACCAUGGCAUCAGCAGCCUUACCAGGCGCUUCUUUCAUCCGCCCCAGCUGCUCAGAGUCUGGAACGACGCCAUGCAAAAGACCGAGGGCUUGUGCCACCAUUGUAAUACCUGGGUCCCCAUCUGCUUUGGGCCCGCGAGGAAGAGGGACUUCAAGGCUUGGUUCAAGCAUGCUAGGAAGUGUCACAGAGAUGACACUGGCUGUCCCAUCUGA